AAAAAAACGAAUUGAACCACAGCUCCAUGACAAGGAACCUCACAAACCACAACUGCUACAAAAGUUUUCUUGUUCUAUUUUAGAGUAAAGCAGAGCCAAAUACUCUCAUGGCCACACGGCCGUGACUGCGACUAAUUCACAAUGCAAAUACCAAAUACAGUUCGGGUAGGCCUUGGAGCCCAUGUAUUCAAUCGCACCGUCUACCUCAGGGUGCAGCCAAAGCCGGAGACGCUGGCCGAAAGACGGGCGGUGCUUCGGAUGCUGCAGCGCACCGGCGAGGUCGAGGUCUUUAAGAAGCUACGCCGUGACGAUUCCUUCAUCUCCAUUUUCCGAUCAUCCAAAGAUGCCAUAGAACUCGUCAGGCGCGCUCCGAUCAGGUACGAAUUCGUCGUGGAGAACAUAGGUGUCAACUUGAUCGGUUCGGGCGAUAUCACACCGACCGUCGCACCGAUCGAGGCCAUGCGGCAGGGCGAUAGCGACUCCGAGACGCCAGUGGCCGAACUGGAAGCGGACGAACCGGUGGCGGAGCAGCUGCCGGAGACGCCCGAGCAGCAAGAGGAAGAUGGUGACCCGUCGGCGCCUUCUCUGGGCAUUUCCACGGUGAAGCAGCGCUCCUUUGUGCUGUCGGCCUUCAUCACCAACCAGCACGGGCACUACACGCACAUCCGGCGGUCGCGACUGUACGGACCCUGGGAGCACGAGCGGCACGCCACCGACACCUUCAUGUCGCGGGCGCUGCGCGACCUCGUGCCCUCGGACCACGACACCCAACCUUUUGCCGACUGGAUCACGCUCGACCAGCUGAACGAGACGAGGAUCGAGGAGCACGACGAGCAGAAAAGGUCCGGGCUGGCGACCACGUAUGUCGAGACGCGCAGGGCCAGGAGACUUCACAAGCAGUGGCUGCACAAGAACAUGGGCAACGUUGGCCAGACGCUCGUGCUCGCGGAUGAGGUGUCCAAAGAUCCUGAGUGAUUUCUGGUGCAAGCUUUACGCCUAGAAUGGGCAGUUGUCCAAUGGCUACAACGAUAUGAAACAAUACAACGCAGGCAGCCCUCGAGCCGAGAAGACGACAAAAGAUAGUCUGUUAUCUUUGGCAGGGUCUUUCCCUUCCCCUCCAAUCCUUAGGAAACAAGCUUCCCUAAGGAUAGAUGCAUAGCCAUUAUCUUAUGGCAAUCCCGCUCGAUCCAUUCGAUCUCCUCGGAUCGUAUGUAAGCUUGACACACUGGCAACCGACAGGUGUAGUCAAAUUACGGAAUCGAGCUUUGGAGUCUACCUACUCUACAACUUUGAAUUGCCAGCGCCACAUGUGGUCAUUUUAUGCUGCCCGGGUCGCGACGGAAAUCAAGUUAAAACCAUGCAGGCAUCUGACCCCAAGAGUGGUUCGUGCGUACGGCGAAAUAAGAAGGAUCUGAAGUCAAGUCUAGGCACAGUGGGGGGGGGGGGGUUUCAUCGUCGAUUUCUGGCAGACGUAGCCCGAUUCUCGUGCCUAAUCUUUUUUUUUUUUUGUAAGAUUGUGGCUGAAGGGUUCGUCUGAAAAUGAGAUGUCAUCUGUCUGUACCGCGCUGCCUCCCCCAAACCCCCCAAUCUUGGCUAUGGUACCAACGCUAGCGGAUAGGGGAAACAUCCAGGCACCAGUGCUUACUUCCGCCGCAAUCGCUGCAGGUAUGGCAGACAAGGGCAAUCACCCGGCAAGCCUGGGCGGACAUUGGCCGAUCGUUAUAUGGAUCAGCCUAAAACAAGAGCUAGAUCUAGACUUCUAGAACUACUACUUUAGAUGCAGUCCAAACCUAACUGUUAUCG
Molecule: messenger RNA, 1803 nt
Organism: Pyricularia grisea
Lineage: Eukaryota; Fungi; Ascomycota; Sordariomycetes; Magnaporthales; Pyriculariaceae
Exons: 2
Coding region: 142-975 (277 amino acids)
Source: RefSeq, a predicted model, not a curated record